This is a messenger RNA of Selaginella moellendorffii, 2493 nucleotides long. Its product is annotated as sensor protein GacS. The transcript has 7 exons. Gene Ontology annotation, biological process: phosphorylation; phosphorelay signal transduction system. Lineage: Eukaryota; Viridiplantae; Streptophyta; Lycopodiopsida; Selaginellales; Selaginellaceae. The record is from RefSeq and is a predicted model, not a curated record. Gene Ontology annotation, molecular function: phosphorelay sensor kinase activity. The coding region runs from base 1 to 2493 and encodes 830 amino acids.
AUGGGGGACGCGAUCUCAGCUCCACAUCCGGCAUUUCGCUCGGCGCUCAGGCGAUUGAGGGAGCCGCGGUUCUUGGCGGUGUUCUUGGCAUGGAAUCUGGCCGCCAUAGCAGCUGAGGUGGGAUCAGGGAUCGCGGCAUUCGAACUGUCGGCUCCCAAGCUCCAGCACCGAGUGUGGGAGACGAUCGUGUUUCCCUUGUCGCUGCCUCACGCCGUGGCGAUGGCAUUCCUCGCAAAGAGGGACCAUCGCGUGCUCGCGGGCUGUUUUCUCGGCUUCUACGGCGUGGAGAUGUACUACUGUGGCAUGGGAGGAGGCGAUCGAAGAGGAUUCACGGCCUUGAGGCUUGUGAUCUUGUUCGUGGUGGCAUCGCUCCAAGCGGCCGAGACGUACCUGUGUAGCUGCUUGCUCCGGAGAUUUCUUUGCCUGGAGCAGUCCAAGGUGGUGCCGACGAUCGAUUCCAAGAGAGACGCGAUGCUCUUCUUCGGGAUCGUCGUGACCAUCUCCGCCAUCUUUGAGGCAUCCGUGGCGCUCGUCGCCGGCGUUGGACGACUGGUUCUCUGGGCCGAUUUCAUGCCAUUUUGGAUGACUUGGUGGCUGGGAGUGGUGGCUGGGAUCAUCACCGUGUCUCCAUUUCUCAUCCACUGCUUGGUUUGGAGGCCGCAGAGGAAGUUCCUCAAGCCCGCGAAGAUGGUCGAAGGUUUCGCGGUGAUGGUGGUGACGCUGGGACUCUUGGUUGUGAUCUACACAGUGACCAUCUACACUUACUUCAAGCCGCUGCCUUAUUUGAUCUUCCCGGUGAUCCUCUACACGUCCUUUCGUUUCAACAGGCUCGGCUGGGCUUUGGUGGUGGCUUCGUCUUCCUUGUUCGUUGCUUGGGCGACCGUGAGGAGGAAAGGCGCUCUUUACAGCAUCUCCGGGGCCAGCCGCGUGGAGCCCCGGCUGUUGAUCCAGAUCGAGCUCUUUGUGUCCGUUGGUGCGCUUGUGGCGAUCUCUCUCGCGGCAGCUGUGAGGGAGAAGCGCCACCUUUCCAAGAAACUCGAGAGGCUCAACGAGAGACUCGAGGUUCUAGUGCUGCAAAGAACUACUCAGUUGCUUAAGGCGAACGAGGAGUUGACGGCCUCUCGGACGGCCGCAGAACAGGCAAGCCAGGCAAAAUCAGACUUCCUUGCGAACAUGAGCCACGAGAUCAGGACUCCGAUCCAUGGAAUACUCGGCAUGUCGGCACUGGUGCUGGCCACCGGUCUUACUGAAGAACAGAGAGAUAACAUGACCACUGUCAAGGACUGCGCAGAUAUGCUGCUACACCUUAUCAACGGGAUUUUGGACGUUGCUAAGAUCGAGGCUGGUCGUUUUGAGGUGGAGCUCGUGUCCUUCAACCUUUGUCAUGUUAUCAAGAGCACUUUGCACAUUCUGGAGCCCCGCGCGAGGGAGAAGCGGCUCUGGCUCAAAUGGGACGUUGAUGCUAGAGUUCCGACUGUUUUAGUCGGGGAUUCCGGGAAGCUGAGACAUUGUCUACUGAAUCUUGGGGUAUGUCCAAGUGACGGUUGCUCCAUACAAAGCACUGACCGAGUUAUGGCGCUCACGGAAAGGAAGUUCGUUUUUGUACCUCACUGCACUGUCAAGAAUCAACCGCGAACGGUAUCCGAUGGUGCACAGAUGAAGCUGGUGUUUAGAGUAUCUGACAGCGGUAUUGGGGUCAGCAGAGACAAGCUCUCAAAUAUCUUCAAGCCGUUCACUCAAGCAGACCCCUCGAUCUCUCGCUUGUAUGGAGGCACGGGACUGGGUCUUUGCAUCGUCCAAAGAUUUGUGGAGCUUAUGGGAGGUCAAAUAUGCGUUGAGAGUGAAUAUGGUACUGGUAGCACCUUUUGUAUUCUGCUUCCAUUUUAUUUGAUCGAAGGAACCAGAGUCGAAGAGACAUCAAACUACGAAGCACCAGAGGCGCCGAGUGAAAGUGCAGUGGAUGAAAGUAAAGUCAUGGCCUCACCAAACGAGGAGCUUAUAAUUCCAUCACCAACAACACCAAAACCAACAAUAAAGCCAGCUAAAACGUCCCCGACUACGACGCCGCCGCUGUCACCCACAAGAAAGCGUGUACUUCUCGUGGAAGACAACUUAGUGAACCAGAAAGUUGCAUCACGACUGCUGCAAAAAUACGGUCAUGUGGUGAUCACGGUUUCAGAUGGGCUCGAAGCUGUCGAGGCGCUCAAGUCAGAUCACAAAGCAUACGAUCUCGUGCUCAUGGAUAUACAGAUGCCUGGAAUGGAUGGUUUGGAAGCAACACGGCGGAUAAGAAAGGACGAGUUGGGCUCUGGAUGGCAGAAGAUCCCGAUUAUAGGACUCACGGCAAACGCAAUGAAAGGCUACCAAGAUAUAUGCUACGAAGCGGGUAUGGAUGGUUAUUUGCCAAAGCCUUUCGAUAUCAAACAGGUGCUAUCGACUAUACGGGAUGCCUCUAUGUCUAAGGAGACACGCAUUGACAUCAAGGACGAUUGA